AUGAAAUUUCCAAGGAUGAGAGUCUACACGAAGUCAGUGUUGCUGUUCCAUUGGCUCUUUCUGGCCUAUGUACUAAUGGUGUGCUGUAAGCUGUUGUCUGCCUCCAGCUACCACCUCCGGGGACACACAGGCCCCCACCAAAUCAAGCAAGGCACCUGUGAGGUGGUCGCUGUGCACCGAUGCUGCAAUAAGAACCGCAUAGAAGAGCGCUCGCAGACUGUCAAGUGUUCCUGCUUCCCAGGACAGGUUGCUGGCACAACCCGGGCUCAGCCUUCUUGUGUUGAAGCCUCCAUUGUGAUUCAGAAAUGGUGGUGUCACAUGGAACCCUGCUUGGAGGGUGAGGACUGUAAAGUGCUGCCAGAUUACUCAGGUGACACGGUAGCAGAGAGAGAGAAAGAGACAGAGAGAGACGUGCUUUAUCCUCGAGAGGCGUUGGGAUACAGACCUGUCUGGUGUGGAACGCCAUCCAGGCAGGAAAUUGUCUUGGCUUUCAGCAAAUUCACGUUUGUAGUUUGUGCACCAUGAGAAGUGGCAUCCGCCCAGCUGCCCUCUUUGCUUCAUGAGUUGAUCACAGUGAAAUACAACCACUAGCUGCCACAUGGUUCAAGUUUUAUCUGGAUUCCGAAGGAAAUACCUCUAAGAAAUCCCCAGGGAAGCAGAGAUGUCAAAACUGAACACGAGGAACAUUUCAGUCUUCAGUUUCUUUUUCUGCCUUUAUCAAGGGACAGGGACAUAUGUUUCAUAUGGUUCUUCUUUCAGCUUUUGUUUUAGCCAUUGUAUUA
Messenger RNA from Dipodomys ordii (Ord's kangaroo rat), 782 nucleotides. It is a transcript of the gene Tafa4, whose product is annotated as family with sequence similarity 19 (chemokine (C-C motif)-like), member A4. The transcript has 5 exons. Gene Ontology annotation, molecular function: receptor ligand activity. The record is from RefSeq and is a predicted model, not a curated record. The coding region runs from base 1 to 525 and encodes 174 amino acids. Gene Ontology annotation, biological process: macrophage chemotaxis; phagocytosis. NCBI's taxonomy places the organism in Eukaryota, Metazoa, Chordata, Mammalia, Rodentia, Heteromyidae.